Exophiala aquamarina CBS 119918 is the source of this 873-nucleotide messenger RNA. RefSeq lists its product as uncharacterized. The record is from RefSeq and is a predicted model, not a curated record. NCBI's taxonomy places the organism in Eukaryota, Fungi, Ascomycota, Eurotiomycetes, Chaetothyriales, Herpotrichiellaceae. The coding region runs from base 1 to 873 and encodes 290 amino acids. The transcript has 2 exons. Gene Ontology annotation, molecular function: cysteine-type peptidase activity. Gene Ontology annotation, biological process: proteolysis.
AUGGCGGUCCGCAGGUUGAUCGGAGACGUCAGCACGAAGGUACUAGGGAAGCAUAAGCUCGAAAACAUCGACGCUGUGGCGGUGAACAACAUACCGGUGACUUGUGACAUAUUCGACAGACUUCGGUACGGGGAAUGGCUGAAUGACGAUAUGAUCAACCUCGCUAUAAAUAUAUCAGACAAGCCCGACUUCGUGAACCACGGCUAUAGUGUCCCGCUAGACCAUGUCGGUAAGACUAGAACGGUAGCACCUAUCAACCGACCACUCGCGGCUUGGGCUCGACGGGUCAACCGCCUUCGUGAAGGGGGAAAAACCGAGUUUCAAAGUACGACUCCGUUGGUAUACUUCUGCCCAUUGAACCAUUGUGGUACACACUUCACGCUACUUGAGAUCAACGAUCAGGAGCGGGUAAUCCGUCACUACGACUCAAUGGCGGAUCAAGCCACGAUUAACGGUUGUGGAAAGCAGACGAGAGUCGCUCGGCUGGUAGAGGUGAGAUCUCCCUUGAUGUUGAGAACGACAACCGUCCUGACACGAAUGCAGGAAGAGUUCGCAGACAUGAAAUAUGCCUACAUUGAAGCGCAGGCCGACACCUGGAGAUGUGGUAUCAGGGUUAUCUGGAAUUUCAAGUUGUUGUCGAAUGGUAUUCCCAUCGGAGGAUGGGAUAUUGUGCUGAAUCCCGAGCGAAUUAAGAUGGAGCUUGUGGAAGGCUUUCACAUUUCUGUACAGGAGGAGGCUAUGAGCAAAUACAUGAAUGAGUGGAGUGAACCUUCCAGCCAUUCGGAGCAAAGUUGCGCCAAGCAGUCAAAGAAGCGCUGUUGGAUGAAUUCGUCGGCACUCGCUCAACGGCCAACUCGAAAGCACCGCCAAUAA